Molecule: messenger RNA, 3380 nt
Organism: Pseudoliparis swirei
Lineage: Eukaryota; Metazoa; Chordata; Actinopteri; Perciformes; Liparidae
Gene: prmt9
Product: protein arginine methyltransferase 9
Exons: 13
Coding region: 389-2929 (846 amino acids)
Biological process (GO): peptidyl-arginine methylation
Molecular function (GO): protein binding; protein-arginine omega-N monomethyltransferase activity
Source: RefSeq, a predicted model, not a curated record
UAAAUACAGCCACACGCGGAAGCAUGUCUCGCAUCAUGUUUCUGACCGAGUUGUUUAGCUCGCGGACUACGUGUCCCCCCGAUAUCGGUUUCAGAAAUGGGAUUUACACGUUUGUUCAGCAUCUGGCCGUUGUAACGUGCGUUUUAAUGGACAGUUGUUUUUGUAGACAUGCAUUUAACCUUUCGUAGCCUCGGUCGCAGCAGAAUUGUAUCACGUGAACUGGCGUGGGGCUGAUAUUAGAAGAAAGGUUGCUUAGAACGAUGCUAACGACUUUAUUGGACUCGACCGCAAUGUUUACGUAAAUUAGCGCCUUAACUAAACAGCAGUGAUCUAUUCCGUGUAUCGCCCUACAUCCCAUAACGUCCUGAGACCUAAAACAACAUACAGGAUGCCUAAUACCAGCGCAAGGCCGAAGCAUGGCAGGAGGACACGGAGGCGACGCAGAGAGGACCCUGCUAGGAACGAGCUGGUCUCUAGUUCCCUAGAAAGUGCCCAGCAGUGCCUUUUCAACCAGGACUACGGAACCGCGUUUGUGCACUACCUGCUGGUCCUCAACCUUGCCCCUAUGUUUAAGGACAUUGCAAGGGAGUCCUUCAGGUUCACUCUUUUCAAAUGGACAGAAGAGCUGGACUCUCUGGGCCGCAUUCAAGACCUGUUUAACUGUUAUGAACAAGCACUGGAGCUGUUCCCCGCUGAUGAGGUCAUCCUUAACAGCAUGGGUGAACACUUGUUCAGAAUGGGCUUCAGAGACGAAGCCGCAGGUCAUUUCCAUAAAGCUUUGAAGCUGAGACCAGACUAUCCUGAAGCCAGGGAGAACUUCUACCGCGUGGCCAACUGGCUGGUGGAGCGCUGGCAUUUCUUAAUGCUCAACGACCACGGGAGGAACCGGAAGUACCAGCAAGCCAUCCAAAAGGCGGUUCAGAGCGGCUGCAACACUGUACUUGACAUCGGUACUGGCACUGGGAUCCUUGGUAUGUGUGCGAAGAAGGCCGGGGCUGCUGAUGUGUUCGCCUGUGAACUCUCCAAGACGAUGUACGAAUUGGCUUGUGAGGUGGUGAAGGCUAACGGAAUGGACAGUAGCAUCAAGAUCCUCCAUAUGAAGUCUCUGGAGAUGGAAGUGCCAAAAGACAUCCCACACAGAGUAUCCUUGGUGGUGACGGAGACGGUAGAUGCAGGGUUGUUUGGAGAGGGUAUCAUCGAGAGUGUGGUUCAUGCCUGGCACCACCUCCUGCUACCUCCACAGAGAGGCGAGAAUGAAUUCCAGGAUCAGUCUGCGACCGGCCGUGUCAUCCCCGCCGGAGCCACCGUGUUUGGCAUGGCUCUCGAGAGCAUCGAGAUCCGCAGGCAUCACAGGAUCUGUGUGUCGGAGGUGGGCAACCUGUCCAUAGCGGCAGCCGGGGAGCUCCGGAGCCCAGUGAGCUGCAGCCCGGAGCCGGAUGACUCCAUGGAGCCGUACACCACUGAGAGACUCAGCCGAGUGCCGGGCGGGUACAAAGCUCUCACCGAGCCAUUCACGGCCCUCGACAUAGAUUUCAACAACGUGCAGGAACUGGAGGGGCUGAGCUCCAGGGAGGUUCAGCAGAUCCGCCUGCCGGUCACUCGGGAGGGGGAGCUGGACGCUCUGGCUGUGUGGUUCCAGCUCCACCUGGAUGAGGAGAGCAGUCUGUCCACUGGACCGAAGGAGGACACCUGCUGGGAGCAGGCCAUCUACCCAGUCCACAGCACCGACGGGUUUGUCCUGAAACCUCAAGACGAGCUGAUUGUCGAAGUGUCCUGCAAAGAUGCCUUCCUGAGGCUCUGCAGCGUGGCGGUGCUGAGAGACGGCCGUGAAAUCCAUCUGGACAAGAGCCCCAAGGCGCAGGACUCUGGAACCCCCGUUUCAAAUCCCAACCCAGAGGCUGAGCUGUGCAGUGCGCUAGCGAGUCUUCAGACGGACCAGAUUCAAACUAAAGACUUCUGCAUGCUGGAAUGUUCCGAAAUGGCGCUCCUGAAUAAUCAGGAUUACCAUCAGAGCUUCAGCAGCGCGCUGGCCAAACUCAUCCACCGGCUGAGGGCCACAUGCCCAGACAAGGAGCGAUCGGGGGACUCCACGGACCUCAGUGACCUGCUCUAUGUCCUGGACGUGUCGGAGGGCUUCUCUCUGCUCUCCCUCAUGGCCGCCGGCCACGGCCACGUCAAAGCGUACAGCUCCGUGGAAAAGAAAAAGCAGCAGGAGGUCCUGAAGAGACUGGCUCGCUCCAACAGUGUCCCGGAAAAACAUCUGGAGUUCUGGCUCAACCACACGGAGGAUGAGCACGGGAUGCUGAAGAGGCCGUCCAGGGAGAAGCUGUGGAGCGCCAUCAUGCUGGACUGCGUCGAGACGUGCGGUCUCAUCAGACAGAAGUUGAUGGAGAAAGCUUCGCUGGCCAGGUGUUUGCUGGAGGACGGAGGAAGUAUUUUCCCAGUAAAGAUCGUGGUGCACGGUAUUCUGGUGGAGUCGGACACGUUGCUGCUGGAAAGUGCUGUCCAGGGUCAGGAGGCGACGCUCGGAUUCAACAUCGCUCCCUUCAUCAACCAGUUCACUGUUCCGGUCCAUGUGUUUUUGGACUUUUCCACACUGGAGUGCAAACGUCUCAGUGAGUUUGUGGAGCUCUUUGUUCUUGACCUCAUGGACUCCACCGCAAACUACACCGACCGAGAAGUAAAGGUCCAGGCUACAUCUGCAGGCCGAAUAACCGCGAUUCCCUUCUGGUACCACAUCUACCUGGACCAGGAGAUCAGCGUCAGCACCCUCAGCCAGAACUCUCACUGGAAGCAGGCGGCCGUGGUGCUGCAGCAGCCGGUGGAGGUCCGAGCCGGAGACUGGGUCCACCUCGCUGUGAAGCUUCACAAGAGCGCCAUGUCCAUCGCGGCCCACGUGGAGAGAACCCCCGGGCCGAUGGAGCAAUGAUCUGUUGAAAUGAGUUUGAUUUCUAUGUCUUUCAUGCCUCCAUCAUUUAGAGGGUACCGACACACGGGGACAUUUAUUGCUCUCUGCAUUCCUUUUCUGGUGCCAUCUAAAGAUCGACCUUCUCCAAGUGUUAUUUUUCAUAACUGUAUUACCGGUCUUCAAAGUUCAGUCUUCUGAUUUGAGAUUUAGUAGAAGCCUGCAUGAGCCACACCUUGGGAAGCCGAGUCCUCACAAUCAUAGAGAAUGUGACGAUGAAUCUUUAAUUCAUGUUUUAAUUUGUACAUUGUGCUAUAAGGUUAUAGGACAUUUAUACUCUGUACUUCGAAGUAUAAAUCAAAUAUUCCUAUGACUAAAGGCGUGGUUGUUCUGUCAUUUAAAAAAACAGUUGACAAUAAAUGACAUUUUCUUAAUGAAUGUAAGAUAAAAAUAAAUCAUAAUGUAGUUAAUCAGA